AUGUCUGCGUUUGUGAAGAAACUUGUUGAAAAGGCUUCUUUGAAGAAGCCUGUGGGAUUUUCAGAUAAUAUCAAACCUGAUGACGUAAACCCCCGUUUGGUUUUCCACUAUGGUAUCCCCACGGGAUCCAUUUUGCUGGCAUAUGACUCCAUUCAACAAAUUCUUGCUAUCGCGACUAAAGAUGGACGAAUCAAAUUGUUUGGAAAAAAUGGCUCACAAGCGCUACUGGAAUCUUCGGAGACAGUACCAAGCAAAUUUUUGCUGUUUAUAGAGAAUCAAGGUGUACUACUAAACAUAAAUGUCAACAACCACAUUGAGGUCUGGGAUGUAGACAGGAAGUGUUUGUCUUAUGUUCAUAAUUUUGAAAAGGAAAUAGCCUCUUUUGUGGCAAUGCAGCACGUUCCUUACCUGUAUGCUGGAGAUUCUACUGGCACUUUAUCAGUAUUGAGAUUAGAUCAAGAGCAAUGGUACAUAGAACAGAUGAAAUACCACAUUCCUCUUUCAGCAUCUCACGGCAAAACAAAUGAAGUUGAAUGUGAUAUUGCUGUAAAUUGUAUACUGCCUCAACCUGCAGCUGAAAGUAAGAGGGCUCUUAUUAUCUAUUCUGAUGGUGUUAUUACAUUAUGGGCAAUUCAAGAAAGCAAAGCAAUUUUUACAGCCGGUGGUACCACAUUGCAAUCUCUAUCUCACGAGACAAAGAAAGUAACAGCAGCUUGUUGGGCUUGCCCUAUUGGAAGUAAAGUAGUUGUUGGAUACAGCAACGGAGAUAUAUUCAUCUGGAGUGUUCCAUGUCCCUUAAAUUCAAAGACUGAACAGGCCUUUCAUAAUGAACUAUGCAGUGGUCAAAGUGCUCCUGUUUGUAAAUUAAAUCUAGGAUAUAGAGCGGAUAAAAUCCCAAUAUCUAAGUUAAAAUGGGCUGAUGUAGAUGGAAAAUCGGGUCGACUAUACGUUUUAGGCUCCUCUGACCAUCUUUCUGCAAACUUGUUGCAGGUCAUUCUACUAAAUGAACAAACUGAAUCUCGCACAAUUAAGUUAAGCAUUCAGCUCCCGGAAUUGUGUGUUGAUAUGGAGAUUAUUUCAAGCUCCGUUGAACAAAACAAGCACAGAUAUGAUUCUCUGCUUUUGCUUGGAAAGUCGGGUCAUGUCUACACUUACGACAAUAGUUUAAUUGAAAGAUACCUGAUACAGAGUCAAACAAAAUCAUCACCAUCUCUCCCGAAGGAGGUAACAGUGGAACUACCAUUUUCGGAUUCAAGGAUCACGGUAUCCAAACUCGUAACAAAUAAUCCAUGCAUGCCAUACUCUGGAGAUGAGAACUUCGAUGUGCUGGCAAAAAAUAGUUUGCCACUUUUUCCAUUCGAGGGAAGGCAGAAGGAAGGUAGUAACUCAACCAAUUUUAGUUCAUUUUCUACGGCUCGGAACUUGUACAUAACAGGACAUAAUAAUGGAGCCAUUAACUUUUGGGAUGCAUCAUGCCCACUUCUGCUUCCAGUAGCAUCUCUAACUCAACAGAGCGAUAAUGAUUUUUCCUUAACUGGUGUACCAUUGACAGCAUUGUACUUUGCCUAUGACUCGCGAAUCCUAAUAUCUGGAGAUCAAAGUGGAAUGGUGCGCAUUUAUAAACUUAAAUCAGAGCCAUUUGCACCUCAGAGCAGUUUUUUGUCCUUGCAAGGAAGUUCGAAGAAAGGAAACAAUAUCAUCCGUAGCAUUAAACUUGUAAAGGUUAAUGGCGCUGUACUUUCAAUACGCACAUCCCAAAAUUUAAAACAGCUUGCUAUCGGGUCUGAUCAAGGAUAUGUAUCAUUAAUUGAUCCGGAGGGUCCCACUCUUUUGUAUGAAAGGCAUAUUCCUAGCGAACUCUCCACAGGGAUUAUAUCGACGCAUUUUGAAACUAGUAAAUUUCAUGGUUUUGAGAAAAAUGUUUUGAUAGUGGCAACAAAAGAUUCAUCAGUUUUGGCACUUGAGAGUGAUACAGGAAACACACUUAGCUCCAGCGUUGUCCAUCCAAAGAAACCCUCUAGAGCUUUAUUUAUGCAGAUUUUGGGUGGACAGGGUGUGUCUGGUAGAGGAUAUACUGUAUCAGAUGGUGUAAGCAUUAAUAACGUGAACUAUGAUGAUGCCAUACUAUUGUUAUGUGCAGAAAAAGCUGUUUAUGUAUAUUCCUUAUUGCAUGUAGUUGAGGGAACUAAGAAAGUGCACUACAAAAAGAAGUUCCAUUCCUCUUCUUGUUGCUGGGCAUCAACUUUCAGCACUCCUAGUGAUGGACUUGUACUUCUUUUCUCUGAUGGAAAAAUUCAGAUAAGGUCCCUUCCAGAAUUAUCCCUUCUGAAGGAAACUUCAGUGAAUGGACUCAUGUUGUCGACAUCGAAAGCAUCCUCAAUUUCUGACAAUUCAGUGUCUUCUUCACAUGACGGUGAAAUUAUCAUUGUUAAUGGUGAUCAAGAGUUGUUUUUCCUCUCUAUUUUUCUCUGCAUGGAGGCUUACAGACUUCUGGACCCUGCUUCCCAAGUUUUUAAUAAAGACCUGGUCAAUGCUCAAGCGAUCGUUUCUCUCCCUUCCGUUAAAGAAAAGAAGAAGGGUAUAUUCAGCUCUGUUAUUAAAGAAAAUAAAGGGACAAAAUCAAAGAAUGGGCUUGAGUUGGAAGCUGAAGAUUCUAGAAAAAGUAUUGAGGAACUAGCAUUGAUAUUUUCAGCUGCUAACUUUCCAACUGGAGUAGAAACUGAAACAAAGAUUAUUAAUAAUGACGAGGAUGAUGACUUGGAUAUAGAUGACAUUGACAUUGACAUUGAAGAUCCAAAAGAGAAGCCAAAAGGACAUCCAAUGAUAGAGGCACUGAAUAAACAGAACAUCAAAAAUAAAUUUCAAACAAUUAAAGGUAAGUUGAAACAUGCUAAGGUGAAGAAUGAUAAAACACCAGCAAAUGAAGAGCCUCGAGAAGAAAAGGCUGGUGCUGCUGUUGAUCAAAUAAAGAAAAGAUAUGGAUAUGUUUCUUCUGGUGAGUCAAGUGCUGCCAACAUGGCAAAGACAAAGCUCAGUGAAAAUUUGAAGAAGUUACAGGGCAUCAACUUGAAAACUACUGAGAUGCAAGAUACAGCCCGAUCAUUUUCUUCUAUGGCCAAAGAGCAAAGCAAGGCAUAUCUCUCUGUACUAGGGCAAUUAUUUUCUCUCUCUAGACGAGGUUACGCCAUGAAAGGAGGUAGAUCCAAGGCUGAUACUAGGAAGGCUGAAAGCAAGCUGUCUGUGAAAAAAGGUGCAGCAGCCGGGAAGAAGGCGGCACCAAAGGGCAAGCCUGCGAAGGACCCAAACAAACCAAAGAGGCCAGCUAGUGCCUUCUUCGUUUUCAUGGAGGACUUCAGGAAACAAUACAAAGAGAAGCACCCCAACAACAAAUCGGUUGCCGCUGUCGGAAAAGCUGGCGGUGACAAGUGGAAAUCCUUGUCGGAAGCUGAGAAAGCUCCCUACGUUGCUAAGGCUGAAAAACGGAAGGUUGAGUACGAAAAAACCCUCGAGGACUACAAUAAGAAAAUGGAUGAAGGAGCUGGCGCUGAAGAAGACGAAUCCGACAAGUCGAAAUCCGAAGUGCAUGACGAGGACGAUGAAGACGAGGAUGGAAGUGGAGAGGACGAAGAUGACGACGAUGAGUAG
This is a messenger RNA of Fraxinus pennsylvanica, 3645 nucleotides long. The record is from the annotation of a GenBank genome assembly. Lineage: Eukaryota; Viridiplantae; Streptophyta; Magnoliopsida; Lamiales; Oleaceae.